Aphanomyces invadans is the source of this 3451-nucleotide messenger RNA. RefSeq lists its product as hypothetical. The record is from RefSeq and is a predicted model, not a curated record. The transcript is spliced from 5 exons. Gene Ontology annotation, cellular component: membrane. Gene Ontology annotation, molecular function: antiporter activity. Gene Ontology annotation, biological process: proton transmembrane transport. Bases 57 to 3377 code for a protein of 1106 amino acids. NCBI's taxonomy places the organism in Eukaryota, Oomycota, Saprolegniomycetes, Saprolegniales, Verrucalvaceae.
GUUCGAUUUGGCCGCGGAGAAGCGGAUUUUCGGUCCGUCGGCGAGGACACAUCGAGAUGCGCUCGCUACUUCUGGGUGUUGCGGUCCUUGUGGGGCAGCUCUUCGGUACAGACGGUGUCCUUACAGCAGAUGACAUUGUCUUGUCCUGCACUCCUCUCGCGAAAACUCCUGUGACGCUUCCCUCCGUUGGGUACUGCGGCAUCGACAUGCUCUUGGGCAUGGAGAUCAAAGUGGCGCUUGACAUCACGUCCAUCGACAACGUUGACACCAAGUGUACUCUGAACAAUAUCCCGCUCACGAAUGUGUCGCUGGUGCAGAAAGACUCGAAAUGGAAGGUGCGCUUGGGGUACACAAUUCAACUGAGCGAUCCAGACUCGGACGCAGGCGUGACCGAAGUCAAAUGCACUGUCGCCCGCACGAACGAGACGCUUACGUCUCUCGUGGAGACGCUGCCCAUCACCAUCUACGCUUAUCUUCCCGAAAUCGACUCGUUCGAGAUUGUUCCACCAGUCUCGAAUCCCGCGUUGUCAACACGCUCUCCGUCCAAGAAUAAAACCAACUUGAAUCCUUCCAUCGUUGCGCUUGGCAUCGGGACCACUGUCGACUUUACAGUGAGCGUCAAAUCCAAGCACGAUGUGUCGGGGUCAUGCCUGUUGCAGCCUCAGAAUCAAGUGGUCUCCAUCGCGUCAUCCAGGGGACAGUAUGUCGUGCGCGCCGGCGACCCGUACAUCGGUGUCGACUCCAUGACGUACUCGUGCAACUUGACGGACGUUGCAGGCAACGCCGCCCAUUCUGAAGGCAAGGUCAUGUCUCGUUCGGUCGUCCUGGACGGCACCCUUCCCGUCCUUGAUAGCGUUUUCAUGGUGUUUUCGUCGGAGACCCCUGCCAAAAUCGGUAGCAUGGUCACGCUGACAUUGAAAGCGCAGAACGCGACGUCCGGGUACACUGGAAAUUGCUCCGUCAACGGAGUUGGGCCCCUCGAGCUUGUGGAACAAGCAGACGACAAGAAAGGUUUGUACCUGGUCCAGUAUCAUGUCGGGUCUGGCGACCACGAUGUUGGCGUGAAUCAGACGCUCCCUGUCGAGUGCAAGCUCGCCAACGUGGCCAAGAACUCGUACUAUUACACAACAGCCCUGUCGUUGAACUUUGCCAUCGACGCCAACCGGCCGCAGAUCGUGAGCACGAAGCUUCUCUUCUCGUCGGACGAUCCUGCGCAGGAGGAGAGUGUGAUUGAGAUUCAAAUCGUGUCGUCGCACGAACCAAAGCCCCUCGUCGUGCACAAGGAAUCCUGUUCGAUCAACAACGUGUCGGUGGCGCGGAGCUUUACUCGAUCGAGCGCUGACACGUACCUCCUCACGUACGUCGUGGGCAAAGGCCAAGCGAUGUGGAAGCCUGGGAAGCUCCCGAUCUACUGCGUUUUGCAAGACCAAGGCGGCAACACUGUGGUGGUGAACCAGUUCACCGACGACAACACUCUGUUUGCCCGUGAAAUGAAGCCGCACGAGUUUGACCCGACCAAAGAUUUCGGAGCGUACUUGCCCGACAAGAUGGUGCUGCUGUCGUUCUUGAUCGUGGCAGUGGCGUCCCAUACGAUCAGCAACUUUUGCCCGUUCGUGGGACUGCCACGGAUCACGGGGUAUUUGGCCACGGGGAUCAUCGCAGGUCCGUUUGUGCUCAAGCUGAUCACCACGGACGAGAUCGGCCAGAUGCGUUUUGUGGAUGAAUUGGCGCUGGCGUACAUUGGGCUGGCCGCCGGCGCCAAGCUGCAUUGGGUGGAAAUGCGUCGAAAGAUCAAGAGCAUCUUGUCAGUCACGCUGUGGCUGACUCUGUUUGAAUACGUCAUUGGGACGCUCACGAUCAUCGUGCUGGCCAACUACCUCGUCUUUCUUCAAGCCACGACCACGAUGGAGUGUUAUGCGAUUGCGAUGUUGGCAGGGUGCAUGAUGAUCGCGCGGUCGCCGUCGUCGGCCCUCGCCGUCAUCGAAGAAACGGGAUCGCAGGGCCAUUUUACGACCUUCAUCUUUAGCGUGACGGUGCUGUGCGACAUUGUUGUCAUUGUUCUCUUCAACAUCAACAGCAUGAUCACGGAGGCGUUUUUGAGUGACAAGAGCAUCAGUUUCCAGAGCGUGAUGGAGCUUGUGGCGCAGAUGGUCAUCUCCGUCGCUGUCGGCAUUUUGUCGGGCAAGUUCAUGUCGUAUGUGAUUCUGUGGCGCACGCCGCGUAUCAGUCGCCGCAGCCGGAUGCACAAGUUGCUCCAGUUCUCCAAGCAACUCGUGAUCCUCAUGUUUGGCUUCAGCUUGUUUGUACUUGGGCAUUUGUGCCACCCCUGGCUGGAAUCGCUCAUGUGCUGCAUGGUGGCCGGGGCGACGCUGUACAACUGGAACCACGGAUCGAACCGUGAAGAACUGAAUCUCCUGUUGAAAUCGAUGGCCGACUUUGUCUACGUCGGGUUCUUCACCCUCACGGGUGCAUCCCUCGAACUCGACAUCCUCCUCAAGGCAAUGGCGGUGUCCGUUCUGCUCUGUCUGACGCGCGUGUUUGCCAUCUUCCUCGGCAGCUACAUUGGUGGCGCCCUCGCCCAUGAAAACUCCAUGCACAACCGGGUGUCGUGGAUGGCGUACAUCACGCAGGCCGGGGUGACGCUGGGGUUGGCCAAGAAGAUCCAGCUGCUGUAUCCCGGAUGGGGCAGCUACUUAGCGACGAUGAUUGUGUCGGUGGUUAUUUGCAAUCAACUCAUCGGCCCGCCACUGCUCCGCAUGGUGCUGCGGUAUGUCGGCGACUGCCGCGAAAAGGAGAACGGCAAAGUGGAUGGUCUCCGCGCGCUCAUCUUGGGCGACGACGAACGGCUGGUCGUGGUCAACUCUGCAAAGCGCCGUAUGAAGAACUGCGGGUGGGAACCGUUCAGUUUCUGCAUGAACAUGAAGGACGUGCAGGAUCCCAUCGAGAUGAACGUGCAGAUCCGAGAAGCCAUGAAGGAGCACGAACCGUUGGACGUGGUUGUCGUCAUGAUGAGCUCGGACGUGUUCAACUACCGCGUGAUUCGGAACGUGGCGCAGAUUUGCACCAAGCUCAAGCGAGUCAAGAUUCUCCGCAUCGUCGUCAACGUCGUCGGGGACGCCGCGUCCAGCGAAGACGAAGAUUGGGCAUCGCGAUUUGCCAACAUGCCGUUCAACGAAGAAAACGGCGAUGCGAUCGAUGUCGUUGUGGUCGAUCGAAACGAAGCGACCGACAUGUUGAUCGAGUUGGCCGCGUGCGGCAAGCUCAUCAACCAGAAGGAGGUGCUGUCCCCGCGGGCCGACGACACAGACAUGACAGAGGAAACGAGCGUGAUCAAAGUCAGUUUGUCGAGCAAGAUGCGGCAGAUGCUGUGGGUGUAGCACGAAUCAAGUCGCGCCUCCGAAGCAUUUAUAAUGUAUACGAAGCUGGAUGAGUAUGAAUGGGCGGAUGUGAG